UCAGAUCGGAGCUUGAUGCGACGGUCUCGGAGGGUCUCGUGGGAUCCAGAAAAGGUCUGCGAAAUCGGUUCACCAUCUGGCUGUCGCUGAUGUACCGGUGCUGUCUGGCUCUUUGCGCUGCAUGGCUUCCCGCCAGUGCUGUGCGGCCAGCGCGUUCGCCGUAUGAUGAAGUGUCAUCGCUCUCUGUCUUGGAGAAGGAUGGCUUCCAGCGCAGCCGGCGGAUGCUGAGGCGGCUGAGAGAAGCCUUUGGCCCGGAGGAUGUGGAUGAGGCGGCGGGAAUCUCGGAGCUGACCUUCUAUGUCGCCAACAUGACCAAGGAGAAGUGCGAGGAAUUGAAGCAGCACAAAGACAAUGAGAAAGCUGUCGAGCUGUUGGAGAAGAUGAAGGAGGUUUGCGAGGAAGAGAAGACUGACGGCGUGGUGAGUAAGCUUCAAGCGAAGGUGUCAGACCCCUUUGUUGCUCAAUUCCUUUGUGGUGGCUUGAAUUUCUUCACGGUGAAAGAAAUGACCUACACUGAGCUCUUGCAGUGCCAAUUUGCCGCCCAUGACGUGCUCGGUGGCCUGGUGGAGUGUGGAGAGGCUGCGAAGACCAAGAACGCGGCCCUCUUCGCGCUAAGGUUCAGCUUGUAUGCCAUCAAGGUCUCAGCCAUAUUCCUGCCACUGCUCCCGCCGCUGGGGCUGCUGAUCCACAAGGCAGCAGACCUGGCUUUGGCAAGGCUGAGCAAGGAGGUAGAAAAUCAGCUGGAUGCCCUCGAGAAGAAGAUGGAUGCCAAGAUGCAAGCGAUGCUCACGGAGGAGCUCUUAAGACUGGGGACCGCGCAAGCAAGAGCAGCGGAAGAACAGGUGCAAGAGAUGUCGAUCCUAGAUGCUUUAUGGAGCGACAUCCUAGAGCAUUCUGCAACCAGCAAAGACUCAGCCAAAUUUGCUGCUGCGAUGGCACAUGCCAGUAGCUUUAACCGUUGGGCGAUCAUUGAGCAGGAUCUCUCCACAAGCUCAGAAAUGCUUCGGCCAACGAGUUCCAUGGUGAACGUGCAGGACCGGGCUGACUUCGCACGACUGCUGAAGACUCAACUGGAGAUGUAUAUACUGGUCUUGUCUCACAUGUACCGCUCGGCACAGGAAAGUCGACACGCUCAAAAGUUCCAAACGACGCUGAUGACCAAGGCACAGCGCAUGGCGCGGAUGUUGCUUCCCGAGCUGCUGUUGUUGAAACGCACAUCUCCGGAUGAUCUCAAGCAACGGACAUUGGAAGUGCUCAACAGCCCUCUUCUAUUGCCCGCAAAGUCAGAGACCUGCAAAGAGAUGUUUUCGAAGGAGGAGUUCUACUUUGAGUACAUGGUCACCUGCAUAUGGUUUCCACUGAUUCAUGUGGCAGGCCCAGAAGCAAGUGGGAAUUCCAGCUAUGCUUGGCCUCUGACAGUUGGCGGUGUGAUUGAACCAAUCUCAAAGUCAAAAGACAGAUGCAUUUUGUAUCCUGAUGACUCACUCUUCAACGCACAAAAGGCGGAUCGAACCAAAGGCUACAAUGUCACGUGCGAUGGUGACGACAUUAUUGAAGAGCUGCAUCAGAAGUACGCGAAUAAUGCUGUGAGGAAGGAUAAAGAAAGCAUUCAUUUCUGGUGUGGCCAGCGCUGGAGAGAGCAUGGCAUCACCCUUUUCCCAGGCAAGCCACGCAUCGGCUGCGUCGAAUGCAGUUUCUCUAAGAAAAAGGUUGCCAACAAGCAAUACAACGGUGUGAAAUGAGUUUGGCCCAAUCCACCAACGAGAUGGCAAUUCCAUCUCCUUUCAUUUUGCCAGAUGUUUUGCAUCUUUCAUCUUUCACACUUACUGUGAGUCGAAUGGGAACCAGCCAUCUUCGGCACCAGAGACUGUCAGGGAUGGUCCGAACUGGACGGUUUCGGAUGCCGAUGUAUGCCGCGCUUUUCGGAGGCACCGUUUUCCAGACCCCAGGUCUGUGCCUUGACUUUGUGAGAUUCUUCCAAUACGAGACUUUGGCGGUAUUGACUGCUGUGGAGUUCGACGAGGUGACAAAGGGCCAGCGCACAGGCAUCAAGAGCAGCACUUGCCGAUUGGCAUAUCGCUCAUCUGAGAAGCUGUAUGGUAUCCCUAAAGACUGGUCGAAGCUCACGCAUGAACUGCAUACCGACAAGGUGGAAACUCUUUGCGAGUAUUUGGAUCGCUUUGAGGUGGUCAGAGGCAUUCUCAUGUAGCUGCGAAGCAGAAAGUGCCAAGCAUUUCACAGGGAUUCGUUGGGCACGUCAGAGGAAAAAGAGAUGGCUCAUGGGGAUGUGUCUCGCGGGGUCAAAGAAAGGCACAGAGUUGCCUCUCC
Molecule: messenger RNA, 2328 nt
Organism: Durusdinium trenchii
Lineage: Eukaryota; Dinophyceae; Suessiales; Symbiodiniaceae
Source: the annotation of a GenBank genome assembly